AUGACUUCCAAAGCGCAAUCCGACGCUGAAAGGCCAUGGCACGCCAACUUCCCCGCCCCAAAGUCGACUGCUGGUUCGAUGUCGCGGGAACAGUUACUUGGGCUGCUUCAAGACCAAAAGAAGCUGCCUGGCCGCGAUUUCCUACUUGUAGACCUCCGUCGGACUGAUCACGAGGGCGGCACCAUUCGUGGCUCUCUGAACCUUCCAGCGCAGUCGCUAUGGUACAGUCUGGAGUCAUUGUAUGGGCUUUGCAAAGCUGCAGGCGUGUCCGUCGUAGCUUUCUACUGUGGAUCAUCGAGAGGGCGGGGUACCAGAGCAGCUGGUUGGUUUCAAGACGUGCUGGAACAUCGCGGCGAGACUGUCAUGAAAUCUUUGGUAUUAGCGGGGGGCAUUAAUGGAUGGUUUGAAGCUGGCGGAGAUUACGCGAAGUUCGUCGACGGGAACGAGAAGGACUAA
This is a messenger RNA of Ramularia collo-cygni, 456 nucleotides long. RefSeq names its product related to arsenate reductase (Arc2). Gene Ontology annotation, cellular component: nucleus; cytoplasm. The coding region runs from base 1 to 456 and encodes 151 amino acids. Lineage: Eukaryota; Fungi; Ascomycota; Dothideomycetes; Mycosphaerellales; Mycosphaerellaceae. Gene Ontology annotation, molecular function: protein tyrosine phosphatase activity. The record is from RefSeq and is a predicted model, not a curated record. The transcript has 3 exons.